Oryzias melastigma (Indian medaka) is the source of this 2180-nucleotide messenger RNA. RefSeq names its product tubulin polyglutamylase complex subunit 2 (gene tpgs2). The transcript has 7 exons. Gene Ontology annotation, biological process: protein polyglutamylation. The record is from RefSeq and is a predicted model, not a curated record. The coding region runs from base 32 to 952 and encodes 306 amino acids. NCBI's taxonomy places the organism in Eukaryota, Metazoa, Chordata, Actinopteri, Beloniformes, Adrianichthyidae.
CUGGAUCUGAGCAAAAGAUGUGGGUUUAUGGAUGCUGACCGCAUUUCAUAAUAAAAAAAAAUACGUGUUAGGCCUUCAAAUGGAGGAGACCAAAGAAAACUUAGCAUAUAAAGGUGUUGUUGAGAGGCUGACGCUCGGCAUUACUCGAAUACUUGAGAGCAUGCCAGGUGUGGUGGAUGUGCGCUUUGCAGAGAGGGAUCCUGCUGACAAGAGGAGUCUGCUGUCAUGGGAACAGAAAAAUGGCUGUAUUUUACCAGAGGACCUCCGAGACUUUUACCUAACAAUUGAUGGAUUCACUUUAACAUGGAGCGUCAAGCUUGACAAUGAGUGUGUUCCCCUGGGGUCCAUGGUGAUCAACAGUGUGACCAGGCUUUGCCCACUGCUUCAGCCAGUAUCUGUGUUCUCUCUGCCCAAUGCACCUUCACUGGCUGAUCUGGACUGGGAGGACAGCAGCACAGAAAGAGCACCCGAUCAUACUGCACCUCAUUUUGACGCCCGGAGUCGCAUCUUUGAGUUGGAUUCUUGUGGCGGGAAUGGAAAAGUGUGCCUUGUCUACAAAAACUGCACCCAAGGUGUUGUAGCCCAGCAGAGUGAGAUCUGGUUCCUGGACCGCUCUUUGUACUGGCAUUUUAUGACUCCAACUUUUACCGCCUACUACCGACUGAUGAUAACACACCUUGGUCUACCAGAGUGGCAUUACGCCUUCACCCCUUAUGGCCCAAGCCCUCAAGCAAAGCAGUGGGCAUCUCUCUACCAGCCCCUGACGUACAACUGUGACAGCAGUCCGGCAGAGUCAACGGAUUACUUUCGGAACAAGCUGGAUCCCACCUUGGCCUUUAAAGGCAAAUCAAAGACACCAACCCCCAAGAAGAAGCAGUCGGCACAAUGCAGCUCAGGGGCCACUAUCAAGCCCCAAGGAAACACAGGAAAACACAGUGGAGCCAAGAGGUGAACCAGCGUUUAUCCCACAGAGCGACUUCAAGAAGCGUUAUUCUCUGUACGACCAGAAUCUGCUUGACUUUCACUGGAGUUUAGUGCAAUAAAAGAGAGCUUUGUUUACCAUAAAGAGAAGCAUGAUGUAGAAUGUUGCUGACUUAAAACACAUUCAGUGAUGUAUUUUAUACUGAAAAAGAAUUCUGUUUAAAAUAACCUUUUUCUCUUUUUUUUCUUAAACUCUUUAUUUCUCAUUUUUUCUGUUUUAGAUUAUUUUAAAAACACAGAACCACAAUCUAACUUUGAAACUGUCAUAUAGGCUGUUUAAGGAUAUAAAACACCACUAAAAUGUGCUUUUUUUCGUCAACGUUUAUUUUUGUGUAUGUUAAAAACUAAUAUAUUAAAUUAAAAAUAUAUUCUCCACUUUUGUCUCAGAGGAAUUUGGGGAUUUCACAAUACUAUGAUGUUUUUGUGAUUAUUUUUAGCCGAUAUUAAACUUUAAAUUGUUUUAAAAAGAAAUACAAAUAUUGCACACACUGUACCUUUAUUUUUAAUGAAAAUGCCCACACACGUGCAAUAACUUUUUUUUUUUGUUUGUUUUUUAUGUUAUUUUUUUAAGAGCCAAUGAAAACAUCUUGUUCUCAAAGCUGUCCUGGAUGUAACAGUGUGAGAAAAAGAAAAUCAUUUGUAUUUUUUUUCCAAAGAGGAAAAUCAACUGCAUCCACUGCUGUCUGGUGAGACUCCCAUUGGGAAAAAAAUGAAAUAAAUCCUUUUCAUGUUUUUUUGCCAGUGAAAAAACUAUGGUUAAAAAAUUAGCAUAUUUGUUGCAAAUUAGUUUUUUUCACAAAGCUGUCCAUGGAGCCGCAUGAGCAAAAGAAAAAUCCAUAGCUUUUUUUUUCAUAUCGGAAAAUUAACGCCAUCCACUUUUGCCGUCUGUGACUCCAAAUGAGAAUCAAAACCUUUUUUUUAAUUUUUUUUAAAAUAUAUUUUUAGCCAAUGAAUACAGUGUCUGAAUUAAAAUAAAUAGAAUUUUUGUUGCAAAUUGGUUUUGUUCACAAAACUGUCGUAUCAUGAAGCAAUGUGAGCAAAAACAAAAUCUAUAACAUUAUUUUUCAUGGUGGAAAAUCAACUGCAUCCACUGCUGCCCAAUGUGAAUGCCAAUGAGAAAUGAAAAAAAACAUUGCUAUCUAUUUUAGUUUCGGAAUUAGUUGUCAACACUUAGUGAUUCAUAGUAAUACAUUCACAGU